GCCCUUCCUCCUUGCCGGCGAAGGGUCGGGCCGCGGGGGGCGACACGCCGUAGCGCAGCCGAGAGAUGCCACAUCAGAGACCCGCGUUUGGGAAGGUGUUGUUAUUCGCAUCCCUCCAGCCGGGCAGUAUAAAUAGACACAUGCUGUCCCCCCUCUGCAUCCUGGCGCUUUUGAGUCCACUUCUCCCGUUUGCGCACCUGGUGUUGCAAUGUUUGCAAACAUAGCUGGCUCCUUGCAGUGGCCAUUUGCUGCUAGAUCCGUGGGACUGUAUCAUUUCUUCCCACUGGGAGCACUGGUUGCCGAUUGACCAGCCAAAGAUGAGGACAGCAGAGGAUUCCUCUGGGACAGUCCUGCACCGGCUCAUCCAGGAGCAGCUGAGAUAUGGGAACCUUACAGAGAACCGCACGCUGCUGGCGAUUCAGCAGCAGGCCCUGCGUGGAGGAGGAAGCAGCAGCAGCCCUCGCUCUUCCCUGGAGAGCCUUACACAAGAAGAGAGCCAUAUGGUGCAGCAGUCUACCCGGCAGGAGCCCCAGGGCCAGGAGCACCACUCCGACCACAUCUACCUGGAGAACAACCUGUACCGGCUCUACCAGCCACAGCACAAAGGCGAGGAGCUGCCCACCUAUGAGGAGGCCAAGGCCCACUCCCAGUACUACGCCUCACAGCGAGGGGGACAGCAGGCUGGGGUGGCCAGCUCAGGGGCUCACACCGAGACAGGCCAGCGCAGAGCUUAUGCUGCCGACAGCAGCAGCAAGCGCCAGGACGAGUCCCUGAAGGAUCUGAAGCACGGUCACGUGAGGUCGCUGAGCGAACGCCUCAUGCAGAUGUCACUGGAGAGGAACGGAGCCAAGGCCCAGAACCACAUGAGUUCCUCCCACAGCUAUCCCCAGCUUUCGAGGCACUACCAGCUGUCUGCUCUGAGAGGCCAGCAUGCUGAGGGGAUGGAGCCACGGGGGCCCCCUCCAGAAUACCCCUACAUUAUGCCCUCCCAGGAGCCCUCGGUCAGCUACCUGGCAGAUCCCAGGCCUUGCUCCAGGGAUGGCCCAGGGUAUCAGCACCCUGAAGUCAGGGUGAUGCAGGCCCACCUGCCCCAGGCUUUCCUGCCACAGCAGGCUUCGCUGUGCCAUAGUCCACUGGGGUCUCUCACUCCAGCUGGGAUGGAGGCCUUGAUGACAGCCCAAGCUGCUUCUGCUAGUAGCCACUUGGCCCAGAUGGAGACUGUGCUGAGAGAGAAUGAGAAGCUGCUGAGAGAGAAUGAGAAGCUACGGAGGGAGCUUGAGAGCUACAGCGAGAAAGCAAGCCGCAUCCAGAAGCUGGAGACAGAGAUUCAGCGGAUCUCGGAGGACUAUGAGAACCUGAUGAAGGCUUCUUCCAAGCGAGAAGCAUUGGAGAAAACCAUGAGGAACAAGAAGGAUGGGGAGAUGCGUCGGCUUCAAGAUUUCAACCGGGAUCUGAAAGAACGAUUGGAAUCUGCAAACAAACAGCUGGCCAGCAAGAACCAGGAGAACCAAGAAGGCAACCAAGGGACUGUCGCAAAACUCCUGGCGCAAAACUACGAGCACCAGCAGGAGAAGGAGAAGCUGGAGCGGGAGAUUUUGCUGCUGCGCAGCGCCAAUGAGGACCAGCGCCGGCGGGCAGAGCUGCUGGAGCAAGCGCUGAGCAAUGCUCAGGCACGGGCUGCCAAGACCGAGGACGAGCUGAGGAAGAAGAGGGCAUACGUAGAGAAGGUGGAGAGGCUGCAGCAGGCCUUGGGCCAGCUCCAGGCUGCCUGUGAGAAGCGGGAGCAGCUGGAACUGCGUCUCCGCACCCGCCUGGAGCAGGAGCUGAAGAUGCUGCGGGCUCAGCAGAGGCAAGUGGGAGCCACAAGUGGAGGAUCCCCUGAGCUGAGUGCCCAGGUGCUCUCGGAGCAGGUGAGGGAGAAGGAGGAGAAGAUCCUAGCCCUGGAGGCGGACAUGACCAAGUGGGAGCAGAAGUACCUGGAGGAGUGCACCAUGAGGCAGUUUGCCAUGGACGCUGCUGCCACUGCUGCUGCGCAGCGGGACACCACAAUCAUCAACCACUCCCCGCGCCACUCCCCCAACAACAGCUUUGACGAGGAUCUCUUGUUGGCCAACCACAAGCACCAAGAGAUGGAGAACAGGUUAAAAGCCCUUCAUGCCCAAAUCCUGGAGAAGGAUGCAGUCAUCAAAGUCCUGCAGCAGCGCUCAAGAAAGGACCCCAGCAAGGCUCUGCAGGGCGCCCUGAGACCAGCCAAAUCUGUGCCAUCUAUCUUUGUGGCCUCUGGAGCCCAGUGCUGGCAAGGCAAUACUCACAGUGAGCGGCUGAAUGAAACUACUUCCAGAGGGAGUCCAGCAGGCAAGGCUCCCAUGGAAGAGACACCUGCCCCGCCUCCCUGCGGCCCUCUCCCCUUCCACCCCAAGCACAGCAGCAAAGAUGGGAGCACACAGACAGAUGGUGUGUCAGAGAGCAGCCUGGGCACUCAGGGCGAUGGGCCCGAACCCCAGCGCGACGGCAGCAACUGUGCAGCCAACGCUUUGGAGACCUUCGCUGCUGCCAGAACCCUCGACCUGUCGGACAUGGUAGAAAUUUUGAUUUAAGGGAGGGCGGGUUCUGGCCACCGUCCUCUCUGCCCCUGCAGGCCACGUUGGCCAUGUCGGAGGAAAGCAUCUGCUGGUGCAAGUGCCCUUCAGUUACUGGGAGUCUUGGCUGGGACUUGUUCUCCCUUGAUGGUUUUGUGGUGAGUUCAUGGAUAGAGGAGGCUAGGGGAGGGGAUGCAAGAGAGAUAAAAGCAAGUCCAUGAGCCAAGGGCUGG
Alligator sinensis (Chinese alligator) is the source of this 2812-nucleotide messenger RNA. It is a transcript of the gene AMOTL2, whose product is annotated as angiomotin like 2. The record is from RefSeq and is a predicted model, not a curated record. Bases 318 to 2597 code for a protein of 759 amino acids. The transcript has 10 exons. NCBI's taxonomy places the organism in Eukaryota, Metazoa, Chordata, Crocodylia, Alligatoridae. Gene Ontology annotation, biological process: regulation of cell migration; establishment of cell polarity involved in ameboidal cell migration; hippo signaling. Gene Ontology annotation, cellular component: plasma membrane; bicellular tight junction; cytoplasmic vesicle.